Penicillium pulvis is the source of this 609-nucleotide messenger RNA. RefSeq lists its product as uncharacterized. The transcript is spliced from 4 exons. Lineage: Eukaryota; Fungi; Ascomycota; Eurotiomycetes; Eurotiales; Aspergillaceae. The coding region runs from base 1 to 609 and encodes 202 amino acids. Gene Ontology annotation, molecular function: NAD(P)H dehydrogenase (quinone) activity; FMN binding. The record is from RefSeq and is a predicted model, not a curated record.
AUGGCCCCUCGAGUAGCGAUUGUUUUUUACUCGCUUUACGGCCAUAUUCAAAAGUUGGCCGAGGCUGAACUGAAAGGCAUUGUCGCCGCUGGCGGCAAGGCAGAUAUUUACCAAGUUGCAGAAACCCUGUCAGAUGAAGUUCUAGCGAAAAUGCACGCGCCGCCCAAAUCGUCUUAUCCUGUCAUUGACACCCACAAACUGCUGGAGUAUGACGCGGUGCUUUUCGGAAUCCCUACUCGCUACGGUAAUUUCCCGGCGCAGUGGAAAGCGUUUUGGGACAGAACUGGUGGCAUAUGGGCUUCAGGCGGAUACUGGGGAAAAUACGCUGGUCUGUUCAUUUCCACCGGUACCCCAGGCGGUGGUCAAGAGUCCACAGCUAUUGCAUCUAUGAGUACCCUGGCUCAUCAUGGAUUUGUUUAUGUUCCAUUGGGCUAUAAGAAUGUCUUUCCGCUACUGGCGAAUCUGGAUGAAGUUCACGGAGGAUCCCCAUGGGGAGCUGGUACUUUUGCGGCUGCGGACGGUUCACGUCAGCCCACUGCUUUAGAGUUGGAAAUCGCCGAGCGUCAGGGCAACGAUUUCUGGACUACUGUUUUGAAGGUCAAUUUCUAA